Messenger RNA from Heterocephalus glaber (naked mole-rat), 1655 nucleotides. RefSeq names its product decaprenyl diphosphate synthase subunit 1 (gene Pdss1). Gene Ontology annotation, cellular component: plasma membrane; transferase complex; cytosol. Lineage: Eukaryota; Metazoa; Chordata; Mammalia; Rodentia; Bathyergidae. Gene Ontology annotation, molecular function: prenyltransferase activity. Gene Ontology annotation, biological process: signal transduction; ubiquinone biosynthetic process; isoprenoid biosynthetic process. The record is from RefSeq and is a predicted model, not a curated record.
UUUCGGACCCGCGGCAUGGCCGCGCGCUGGUGGCGGUGGUGGCGCGGCUGCUCCUGGAGGCCGGCGGCGCGGAGCCCCGGGCCCGGCUCCCCAGGCUGUGCGGGGCCGCCCGGGCCGCGCGCCGCUGCCGACGCUCGCGCGCAGAUGUCCUAUUUUAAUCUUGUGAAGAGCAUAACAUCUGCCUUUCGAAAUGUGUACAGUAUAUCACGGUUUCAUCACACGACACCAGGGGUGUGCUGUUGUAGUAAGACACAGAGUGAUGAGAAAUACAGCGAUCCUUUUAAACUCGGCUGGAGAGACUUGAAAGGUCUAUAUGAAGAUAUUAAAAAGGAACUGCUCAUAUCUACAACGGAACUUAAGGAAAUGUCUGAGUACCACUUCGAUGGAAAGGGAAAAGCCUUUCGACCAGUUAUUGUGGUGCUAAUGGCCCGAGCAUGUAACAUUCAUCAUAACAACUCCCGAGACGUGCAAGCCGGCCAGCGCACUAUAGCCUUAAUUACAGAAAUGAUCCACACUGCUAGCCUGGUUCAUGACGACAUCAUCGACGACGCCACCUCCCGAAGAGGAAAACGCACAGUUAAUAAGAUCUGGGGUGAGAAGAAGGCUGUUCUCGCUGGAGAUUUAAUUCUUUCUGCAGCAUCUAUAGCUCUGGCACGGAUUGGAAACACUACUGUUAUAUCUAUUUUAACCCAAGUAAUUGAAGAUUUGGUGCGUGGUGAAUUUCUUCAGCUAGGAUCAAAAGAAGAUGAGAGUGGGCGAUUUGCCCACUACCUUGAGAAGACCUUCAGGAAGACUGCAAGCCUGAUAGCGCACAGUUGUAAAGCAGUCUCUGUCCUAGGGUGCCCUGACCCAGCAGUGCACGAGAUUGCCUAUCAGUAUGGAAGGAAUGUGGGGAUAGCAUUCCAGCUCGUGGAUGAUGUACUGGACUUCACCUCGUGUUCCGAAGAGAUGGGCAAACCUACGUCCGCUGACCUGAAGCUCGGGUUAGCCACUGGCCCUGUCUUGUUCGCUUGUCGGCAGUUCCCAGAAAUGAACGCUAUGAUAAUGAGACGGUUCAGUUUGCCGGGAGACGUGGACAGAGCUCGACAAUACGUAUUACAGAGUGACGGUGUGCAGCAGACAACCUACCUCGCCCAGCAGUACUGCCACCAAGCAGUGAGGGAGAUCAGUAAACUCCGGCCAUCCCCAGAGAGGGACGCCCUCAUUCAGCUUUCGGAAAUCGUACUCACAAGACAGAAAUGAUGACUCUUUCUGCUCUUUCUGGCAGCUACCUUACCAGACUGUGCCUAAAAAAUUUGUGGAAUAUACUUUGUUUGCUUCAUGUGCAGAUAACCAAAAAUCAUUUUAAAAAAUAAUUGCAGGGCCAGGGAUUUAGCUCAGUGGUUCCGCCGCCUGCCUCGCAAGCGCAAGGUCCUGAGUUCGAUUCCUGGUACCAAAAAAUAAAAAAAAUAAUUUCAACCUUAUGCUUGGGCAGUUUUUUUUAUUGGCAUAGUUUUUCAGAAAACUUUUUAAAUGUAAUUAAACCACCUGAGUCUGUCGCUGUAGUCGUAUAAAGUCUAAUCGAGGUAUCUUGAUGUUUAUAUGUGGUAUUGUUUACAUGGUUAAUAGCCACAUGUGAAGCCACUGCACAAAUAAAUGAUCAAUGUUAAAAUUCA